This is a messenger RNA of Suillus clintonianus, 1218 nucleotides long. Its product is annotated as C5-sterol desaturase. NCBI's taxonomy places the organism in Eukaryota, Fungi, Basidiomycota, Agaricomycetes, Boletales, Suillaceae. Gene Ontology annotation, biological process: lipid biosynthetic process. The transcript has 5 exons. The record is from RefSeq and is a predicted model, not a curated record. Gene Ontology annotation, molecular function: iron ion binding; oxidoreductase activity. The coding region runs from base 81 to 968 and encodes 295 amino acids.
AGUUUGUCCGAAACGUUGUCUGUUCGCUCUCGGUACCUGCUGGUUAGGUCAAGUGACUUUCAAGCUGAUUUUUAGGCACCAUGGAUCUUGUUUUGCACCUCGCAGACGACUAUCUCCUUGACAAAGUAUGGGCGCGCCUGCUGCCCCUCGACGACCACCUGUAUGCUUCCCUCCCCACGUCUGCAAACUUCACGUCAAUCACGCAUCUUUCACAAUCUACCUGGCCUCGUGAUUACAUUCCUAGACAAAUUAUUUCUCUCAGCGUAAUCACCCUCGUGGGCAUUCACAUCCUCUAUUUCUUGUUCGCGUGGCUGUCAUACAAAUUCAUUUUCAACCAUGAGAUGAUGCGCCAUCCACGCUUCCUAGAAAAUCAGGUCAAACAGGAGAUUCAAAGCAGUAUACAAGCAUUCCCUGUAAUGACCCUUCUCACCCUGCCUUGGUUCCAAGCGGAGGUAAUGGGUUACUCCAAACUCUACGAUAAUGUGGAAGACUAUGGUUGGGCUUACUUGGUCCUAUCAGUGCCACUCUUCUUGUUUUGCACCGACUUUGGAGUUUACUGGACGCACCGACUAUUGCAUCACCCGAGUGUAUAUAAAACACUCCAUAAGCCUCACCACAAGUGGAUAGUACCGACCCCUUUUGCCUCUCAUGCUUUCCACCCUGUAGAUGGCUACCUCCAAUCUGUCCCAUAUCACAUCUUCAUAUUCACAAUCCCUCUUCAUCGAUUGCUAUAUCUUGGUCUCUUUGUUUUCGUCAAUAUUUGGACCAUUCUGAUCCAUGAUUCCGAUAUGGUUACGGGACACGCCCUUGAAAAGGUGAUAAACGGACCUUCCCAUCACACACUCCAUCAUCUUUACUUUACAGUGAAUUUUGGUCAGUACUUCACUUUGGCAGACCGUGUCGGUGGCUCAUACCGCCAGCCCGAGUCGUCCCUCGAUCCCAUGCUGGAGAUCAAGAAACAGUCAUAAAAACGAUGAUGAUAAUCGCAGCGAACAUAUAUUAUCAUCCAAUUAUAGACUGUCAUGCACCCUAGCCGCUACGUAUGGAUCAUCUACUCGCUGAAGUUAAUACUUGUCAUAUAUUUUUUUUCGCGUUGCAUACUUGCUUUUUCGUUGAAACCACUUGAACUUUUAAUGAAAUAUUGUGUUGGGUUGUUCGUUUGACCCCCGAAUUCAGUGUCCACCACACAGUCGGACUAAAUUUCCAUUUAUCCACGGG